UGGUAGCUGUAUGACCUCUUCUCUCCAACUGCGAUCUCGCGCGCGCACAGGAAGACUCUAAACUCGUCAGUGUGUCUGAGAGAGAGGUUCUAAAAUCGAUUGUUCGCAGUGAAAACGAUGUUCGCUCUCGAAAUCUGAGUAAUAAUUAAGCGCAUCCUGGAUUCCAUUCCAUUUUUGAAUCUCCAACAGUAUCGUCUAUUGCUUUGAAUCCUGCUAGAAUUGGAGAUAAUCAUCUUGCUGAAAAUGCGAUGCAAUGCUUGCUGGCGGGAGCUAGAAGGACGUGCUGUUUCAACCACAUGUGGCCAUCUCUUAUGCACUGAAGAUGCCAGUAAGAUCCUCAAUACUGAUGGUGCCUGUCCUAUUUGUGAUCAAGUUCUUUCCAAAAGUCUCAUGAAGCCUGUGGAGAUCAAUCCAAAUGAUGAAUGGACAAAUAUGGUCAUGGCUGGAAUAUCUCCGCAGAUAUUGAUGAAGAGUGCAUACAGAAGUGUGAUGUUCUAUAUCGGGCAGCAGGAACUGGAGAUGAAAUACAAAAUGAAUAGAAUAGUAGGUCAGUACAAGCAGAAAUGUGAAAUGAUGCAAGAAAAGUUCACUGAAAAAAUGGAGCAGGUGCAUACUGCUUACCAGAAAAUGGCCAAGAGGUGUCAACUGAUGGAACAAGAAAUCGAAAGCUUAACCAAAGAUAAGCAAGACCUCCAAGAAAAGUUUGCUGAGAAAUCAAGGCAAAAAAGGAAACUUGACGAGAUGUACGAUCAAUUGAGAAGUGAAUACGAGUCAACAAAACGAUCUGCUGUUCAACCUGUAAGCAAUUUCUAUAGAGCUGAUCCUGAUUUGUUUUCAACUCCAGCUAACAUGAUGGAUAACAGAGAACCAACUAGAAAAGAUCGGUUGGUUUUCUCCCCUGAAACUCCAGGACCCAAAGAUGAUAUAUGGCCGCCACCAACAAGGCAGACGAGUUCAAAUUCCAUAUCAUUUGAUAUCAAUUCACCCAUAAAGCAAUCAACUGCAGGAGUUGAUCCUGGCAAUAGGAGGACUGUUAACCGAUCCGAGUUUGGAGCCACACAAGGACCCUCAAAUCCAUCAAUGACUAUGAGAAACCUGAUCCUUUCACCAAUAAAACGGCCUCAACUGUCGCGUCGAAACACUCAGAUCUUCAGGUAAAUUGAAACACUAUUUCCAUCUAUGAAUUAUGGCUUUUCCAAUAAACCAACAGUUUGUAGACAUCCAUAAUACACUGCUAUUAUUUUGAUU
Molecule: messenger RNA, 1248 nt
Organism: Impatiens glandulifera
Lineage: Eukaryota; Viridiplantae; Streptophyta; Magnoliopsida; Ericales; Balsaminaceae
Product: E3 ubiquitin-protein ligase CCNB1IP1 homolog
Exons: 8
Coding region: 244-1158 (304 amino acids)
Biological process (GO): chiasma assembly
Source: RefSeq, a predicted model, not a curated record